AUGGUGGAAGCCGCUAUCGAGGCCACCAGGAACAAAAAGAAAUCUUCCAAGCAGAAACUGUUGAUGCGUGCGAUGAAAGAGCUUGAUAUGCAGCAGAUGGUUCGACGGAUGCAGUGCUACUUUGGUUUGCGUUCGAUGGAUGACAUUGAAGGGACAGCAGACAUGGGUGACUGGGAUACCCCGGGCACAGUGCCCACAGUGCAGCCGCUAGAUGCCACCAAGGCAGUACCGUAUCCUUUCUGGAGAGAGCCCGUGUUUAUCAGUAUCGACGUAGAGUCGAAUGAGCGCUGCCAUAGCCAGGUGACUGAGGUCGGAGUGUCAGUGUUGGACAUGCGGAGUCUGGUGGGGGUUCCGCCGGGCGUGAACGGCGAUCAGUGGCGGAGCCGUAUCCAGUCCCGGCAUCUACGAGUGAGAGAAUACGGCCAUAUCGUGAACCAUGAGUUCGUGUCGGGCUGUCCUGGCAUGUUUCAGUUCGGAGAGAGCGAAUGGGUGCUGCAACGAGACUUGGUGGACGUAGUGCGAUCAAGCCUGCGCUUGGGCGAUGCACUGGACCGUCGCCUCGUAUUGGUCGGCCACAAUCUUUCAGCAGAUGUCAAGUAUCUCAAGCAAGUUGGGGUGGAUGUGGGAGGGUUUCGUGACCAGAUCGACACAGCGCAGAUGUUUCGCAAGCUGCGGAAGGAAGAGUCGGUACGGUCGCUGGGAGGCGUGCUGGCGAAACUGGACAUUAAGGGCUGGUACUUGCACAAUGCCGGGAAUGAUGCGCGGUACACUAUGGAGGUUCUCGUCGCCAGCUUUAUGGGAGCGAGUGAGGAAGACUCAGCGUAG
Messenger RNA from Aspergillus niger, 825 nucleotides. RefSeq lists its product as uncharacterized. Gene Ontology annotation, cellular component: nucleus. Gene Ontology annotation, molecular function: nucleic acid binding. The record is from RefSeq and is a predicted model, not a curated record. Bases 1 to 825 code for a protein of 274 amino acids. The transcript has a single exon. NCBI's taxonomy places the organism in Eukaryota, Fungi, Ascomycota, Eurotiomycetes, Eurotiales, Aspergillaceae.